Messenger RNA from Humulus lupulus (European hop), 3195 nucleotides. RefSeq lists its product as uncharacterized. Lineage: Eukaryota; Viridiplantae; Streptophyta; Magnoliopsida; Rosales; Cannabaceae. Bases 1 to 3195 code for a protein of 1064 amino acids. The transcript has 5 exons. Gene Ontology annotation, biological process: DNA integration. Gene Ontology annotation, molecular function: zinc ion binding; nucleic acid binding. The record is from RefSeq and is a predicted model, not a curated record.
AUGGAUCAUGAACAUGGAAUGGGGGCUACUAAAGGCUCUUGCAGCAAUAAAUAUGAACAAGAAAUGGCUCAACUUCGAGCGGUAGUGAAUAGACAGGCUGAACAAAUUGAGAAGUUAUUAGCAGAACAACGACAAAGGCAAGCACCAACACCACCUACUGAAACUCCAACACCUCCACAAGCUCCACCUGUAGUGCACCCCAUGGAACCACUAUAUGAACGGUUCCGAAAACAACGCCCCCCAGUAUUUGAAGGUAGCACUGACCCACUUGACGCACAAGACUGGAAGAGUUCUUUAGAAGACAUCUUUGAGUUCAUGCAACUAAGUGACAGGGAAAAAGUUUCUUGUGCUGCACAUACACUUAAAAAGGAUGCUAAGAUCUGGUGGGAAGUGGUUAAGCAGACUAGAGAAGUGAAUCAGAUGACUUGGGCAGAAUUUGAAUUGGUCUUCAACGAAAAGUUUUAUAAUGAAGUUGUGUUGACUGCUAAAUACGCCAGGACAUUUGACCGGUUAGCCAAGUUUGCACCAGACUUGGUUAACACUGAAACUAGUAGAGUGAAUCGCUUCCUGGAGGGUCUACAACCAGAAUUGGCUAGAGAUGUAGAUAUGGGACGUACAGGGCCUCUUUCUUAUGCUCAGGCUGUGGAGAAAGCUUUGAGAGCUGAACACAGAGAAGAAAAGAUAACAAAAGCUAAAGCUGCUACUAGCAUGCCUCGUAGAGACACUCCAUUCAACAAAGAACAAAGCCGCUUUCACAAUGACAACAAAAGAGGGGCCCAGAAUUUCCAAUUUAGACAAGGACAGAAUAAGAAAUUUAAAGGAGGUCAGCAAAACAGGCAAUCUGGAUUCCAACAAAUGCCACAAUGUCAAACUUGUGGAAAGAAUCAUUUCGGGGAGUGCAGGCUUCUAACUAAGAGCUGCUUCAAAUGUGGCAAGGGGGAUCAUUUUAUCAAAGAUUGUCCAUUGAUGAAGAACCAACAAAUGAAGGAUGAACCUCAAAGGACAAAUGCUAGGGUGUUCACGAUUACUCAAGCUGAUGCUGAUACCAACAACUCUGUUGUGUCAGGUGAUAUUUUUGCAUCUGGUAUUCUCACUCAUGCAUUAAUAGAUUCAGGUGCCACGCAUUCAUUUGCAUCAUUGACAUAUGUAAAAAGGUUGGGUAGAUCAUGUGAAAAAUUGUCAGAAGUUUUUAGUACAAUGUUACCAUCUGGAGAGAUUUUGUAUUCUACUCAUUGGUUGAGGGGGGUUCCUAUUUGCAUUGAUGGUAGGGAAUUAUAUGCUGAUCUAAUAAUGUUAGAGAUGCACGAUUAUGAGGCCAGGCGACUGUUGGAAAGUGGAUGUGUGGGUUAUCUCGCCAGUGUGGUUGACACGUAUAAGGAGCAAAAGUUAAAACCGGAAGAUGUACCGUUGCAAGAACUCCUAGAUUACAAGUUUAUUAGGCCUAGUUUUUCACCAUGGGGAGCUCCGGUGCUAUUUGUGAAGAAAAAGGAUGGGACAAUGCGAAUGUGUAUUGAUUAUAGAGAAUUGAACAAGUUGACAGUCAAGAAUAAGUAUCCACUUCCUAGAAUUGAUGAUCUUUUUGAUCAAUUACAAGGAAGAAGAGUGUUUUCAAAGAUUGAUUUGAGAUCUGGGUAUCAUCAAUUAAAGAUUAGAGAAGAGGAUGUACCAAAGACCGCAUUUCGAACUCGGUAUGGACAUUAUGAGUUCCUUGUGAUGCCAUUUGGAUUAACUAAUGCUCCAGCUGCAUUCAUGGACUUGAUGAACAGGGUGUUUAAGGACUACCUUGAUAAGUUUGUAAUAGUGUUUAUUGAUGAUAUCUUGGUGUAUUCUCGAUCCCAAGAAGAACAUGAGGAACAUUUGAGGUUGACGUUGGAGAAAUUAAAAGAAAAACAACUCUAUGCCAAAUUUAAGAAAUGUGAAUUUUGGCUAGAGAAUGUGGCAUUUUUGGGCCAUAUAGUCUCAAAAGAUGGUAUUGCGGUGGAUCCAUCAAAGAUUGAAGCUGUUAGUAAGUGGAAUAGACCAACAAAUGUUUCAGAAGUAAGGAGUUUUCUGGGAUUAGCAGGCUAUUACCGAAGAUUUGUUGAAGGAUUUUCCAAGAUAGCAAUGCCAUUGACACAACUCACGAGAAAGAAUCAUAAGUUUGAAUGGACUGAAGCUUGUGAGAAAAGUUUUCAAGAUUUGAAGCAAAGAUUGGUUUCUGCUCCAGUACUUACUAUUCCAUCUGGAUCAGGAGGACUUGUGAUUUAUAGUGACGCUUCAAAGCAAGGUUUAGGGUGUGUGUUGAUACAGAAUGGCAAAGUCAUAGCUUAUGCUUCUAUACAAUUGAAGGACUAUGAACAAACCGCGUCAACAGUGUCAUUUUUGAGGAAAUUGACAAGACCACUUCAGGAGGACAUGUGCAGAGCGGAGAUUGAGGUAAUCACAGGAAGAUUAUCAGUGAUGACUAUUCAGUCUACCUUGUUAGAGAGAAUCAAACAAGGUCAAUGUGAGGACCCUUACUUGGUGGAACAAAAAGGUGAAUUGGAAAGUGGGAAGGUCAAUGAGUUUAGUGUGUCGUGUAAUGGGAUGCUAAAGUUCAAGGAAAGAGUUUGUGUCCCUAAUAAUGAGGAGUUGAAGAGAGAAAUCCUUACCGAAGCUCACAAUACCUUGUAUUCAGUGCAUCCGGGGACGACCAAGAUGUUUAAUGACUUGAAAAGACACUAUUGGUGGCCCAACAUGAGAAAGGAUGUGGUCGAGUUUGUAGCCAAGUGUUUAACCUGUCAACAAGUGAAAGCUGAACAUCGAAAACCUGCUGGUUUACUACAACCAAUACGGAUACCAGAGUGGAAAUGGGAAGAGAUUACUAUGGAUUUUGUUGUUGGAUUGCCAAAGACUUCUAAACAACAUGAUGCUAUCUGGGUUAUAGUAGACCGAUAUACCAAAUCAGCACACUUUCUUCCGGUACGCAUGACUUAUACUAUGGAUCAGUGGGCUGAAUUAUAUGUUCAAGAGAUUGUUAGACUUCAUGGAGUGCCAGUAUCUAUAAUUUCAGACCGGGAUGCUCGAUUUACUUCAUUGUUUUGGGAAAGCUUGCAGAGAGCAUUGGGCACAAAAUUGAAGUUUACUACGGCAUAUCACCCCCAAUCUGAUGGACAAUUUGAAAGGACCAUUCAAACUCUUGAAGAUAUGCUUCGAGCUUGUGUCCUAGUUUUUUAA